Molecule: messenger RNA, 805 nt
Organism: Trichoderma atroviride IMI 206040
Lineage: Eukaryota; Fungi; Ascomycota; Sordariomycetes; Hypocreales; Hypocreaceae
Source: RefSeq, a predicted model, not a curated record
CGAGAUGUUAUUGUAGCAUACGCUGCUGUUUGCUGCUACUGGCACUAGGCAAUGUCCUCAGACCUUGAGCGGCAUUGCCAUGGCCUCUGCAGAGCACAGAAUGGCGUCAAAUUGCAAGUCAACAAGGGUCUAUUCGCAACUCUAGUCAAUGCACAUGCAACAGUCAUGUCUCAGUAUAAUCUCGCAGCCUGUUUACCGAGGAACCGACUGAGGCUACGAAAUACCUCGUCACUAAUACCACCCAACCCAUCUAGUUCACCAGGUCCCUGUCACAGAGUCUCAGAUCAAUAUUGUAACGCGACAAAGAUGCUUUGUGUAAAUUAGAGUGAAUCAGUUCAUAGGUACGCAGAUGCACGUGAAUAGCUAAUCAAUACCCGUACCUAAUGCAAGCACCCUCCAAAAUGAAUACCUCGGCGCUAAACGACUAUUGAAUUUGUGUUCAUGUGUUCAAUCUUUACCCCUGGUGCCUUGCAGCGGCGACGAUGGCGAUGCUGGUAGCCGUCUUGCUCCAUGUACUUUCGGUACGUACCGAUCGCCGCAAGAUCAGGGCUGGCUGUCGAAAGGGAGGGAGCGAAAAAAACGUCCGCGGGCGUCUUUCAACACCACGCUCCCUUGCAUAACGAUAUUUCUACACCAAUCUGCAAAACUCUACCAGGCAUUUCCUCCUUGCAUUUUAUGCUGAUGCCCUUGGGCACGACGCUGCCCACAGAGGCAUCGGCAUGGAGCCAGCGGGCGUAUUACAGCCUCUCGUCACAUCUCUCAAACAUACUGGAACCAUGGGAUCACCCCUAGCAGGGAAAGGAUA